AUGACCACACCAAUUACACAUCCACCGAACGGAGCAGCGCACAAGGCUGCUACUGCUGAGUCACUUGAAAAGGCUCGCGCUGAAUCGGGAAAUGCGUAUUUGCCGACUGUGUUCAACCCGGCCACGAUUGUCUCCAAAGGCCCACUUCGUGUUGCCAAAGACCGGGUUGUAGCUGCCAAAUCGCCCGAUGGUGAACCUGGCUUCAACUUAUAUUACGAGCAACACGGUACCGGACCGAACAGAAUCAUUUUUCUGAUGGGCCUGAACAAUUCGUGCUUUGGAUGGUUGAGCCAGGUCGAGGAGUUUGGCGCAGACCCGAACUACUCGGUUGUAGUGAUGGACAACCGCGGCUACGGCAACUCAGACGCACCCAGUACGAGAUACAAAACGACGGAUUUUGCAUUGGAUGUCUUUGAAGUGCUCGACCAUAUCGGAUGGACCGAGGAACGCAGCGUGAACCUGGCCGGUGUAUCGAUGGGUGGCAUGAUGGCGCUUGAAGUAGCGCGUAUGCAACCUAAGAGGUUCAAGAGCCUUUUGUUGCUGAGCACCACUUCAGGCCACAGCUUUAAUCUCCCGCCAAUUCGCGGCCUAGGCGCAAUUUCGCAAGGAAUGAUGCAGGCGAUAUUGGGUAUCGCGACUCCGGAACGCCGUGUAGAUAAGAUGAUUGAGCUGCUUUUCCCCGAGGACUGGCUCAAUGCUCCGAGCGCAAGCGAUGCCACAGGAAAGCGCACCAAUGGCGAAGUGACCAAGGAGACUUUUUACUGGCGCAUUGCGUUUACGCGCCGCCCGAAACUGCAGGGCGCAAUGUCACAGAUUAUGGCUGCACUUACGCACAAUGUGAGCGACGAACACUUGAAGCACAUUGACGAGAAUAUCCCGCGUGUACGGAUCAUUACGGGCGAUUGGGACAACCUUGUGCGUCCGUCCAACUCUGCGCAUAUGGCCAAGGUGAUGUCCCAUGCGGACUAUCAGGUGUGGCCAGGUGGCGGACAUGCAUUGCAUGUUCAAUAUCCUGAACGCUUUAACAAGAUGCUUCGCGAAUUUACGCAAUAA
Malassezia vespertilionis is the source of this 1053-nucleotide messenger RNA. RefSeq lists its product as uncharacterized. Gene Ontology annotation, molecular function: catalytic activity. The record is from RefSeq and is a predicted model, not a curated record. The transcript has a single exon. The coding region runs from base 1 to 1053 and encodes 350 amino acids. Lineage: Eukaryota; Fungi; Basidiomycota; Malasseziomycetes; Malasseziales; Malasseziaceae.